Linum trigynum is the source of this 3033-nucleotide messenger RNA. The record is from the annotation of a GenBank genome assembly. NCBI's taxonomy places the organism in Eukaryota, Viridiplantae, Streptophyta, Magnoliopsida, Malpighiales, Linaceae.
CACUAUAUUGAAAUUAUUCCUUUUUCCACUUGUAUUUGCUAAUAUCAAUUAAUUUAGCACAAAUAGAGAUGCUGACUUCUUUUGGGCUUUACCUCUUUCUCCGGUUCUAUUUUGGGCUUUACCUCUUUCUUUUUUUUUUCCGAUGAAUUACCUCUUUCUUUUUGGUAUAAAAACAAAUUCGCUUUAUGUUCAGUCUGUUUGGGAAAACCCAUCUCCUUCAAACCAUUCUUUUCUGUUCUCUCCCAAAGUAUCGACGUUGCCUGAAGAGUUGGGAGAUUCUAAUCUGAGGUGAGUAACGCCAUCGCAUUCACUCCAGGAGGACAUCGCAUGCAGGUUAGUAACGCCAUCGUUCCAAAACCUCCAGUUCCUCUUCGAUUUGUACCGUAGUUGAAAUUCCAAUCUGAGUGGCGAAUCGUAUCUUCUUCUUUUCAAAACUCGAUCUAUCUGAGCGAAGACUCUAAUUCCUCUCGUCAUACUUCUUAUUAGAGUUCAGAUCGGUGAGCGGCUUGAAUCGCAUCUCCUUUUGGUUGAAUAUACUCAGAUUCGGUGAUUACUUCACUUUAUCGUCUUCGGUGAUUAUUUGCCUGGAUCGAUUUGUCUCACGGCGAGCCAUUAUUGUAUGGUCGUCUUCGUAUAUAUGUUUGUAUGUAUCCUCUGUAAUUGGCUUCCCCGUAGGGAUUAUUUGACGAUAGAGUUUGGUCCAAAGACUUAUGAGCGAGUUGAUGGCUCUGUUUCUGUUUCUGAUCGUCAAACUGCAAUUGCAUGAUUCAACCAAGACAAAAGUCGAUUCGUUAUCAACACGAUCUUGUGGCCUUGGCAUCAAUUUAGCUACUGCUGACACAGUUAUUCUGUAUGCUAGCUUAACUAAGGCUUCUCGUGAGGAGACAACGGAGGAAGCUCUUGAUCUUGCUGUUCAACGUGCCAAGUCGAAGGGGCUGUGCAAGACAGGGGAUUUUGUUGUAGCUCUCCACUAGGUCAGCACAGCUUCAGUGAUCAAGAUCAAAACGGUCAAGUAAGUGGUUUUAGUUACUUGGUACAGAGAGCAGCAGAUACGGCUAAUAAUUUGGGUUCAAGCAGUUGAGAAUUCAUUUGGAGUUUCUGGUGCUUCUAACAAUUUAGAGUUAAAGGAACAUGGAUAGUUUGCUACAUUAGUUUCGAAAUGCAUGUAGUUUAGUAGUUGAACUUAUCUAUUAUUGCGGUAACUCAAUGAGAUAGAUAACCAUGUUUGGUCAAAUUGAACUAUGAACUGUUCCCGUUUAUGUCCUUUUAAUCUAAUCCAACUUUUGUUUCGAUUCGAUUAAUUCAACAUAGGCACCAAUAUAAUUAGAGUGAAUAGAUGAUUUUGUGGGUCUGCUAAUAUAUGAUGAUGAGAGAGCUGCAGGUAGUAGGUUGAGAUUUUGCAAAGGCAUUUUGCAGCUGUCUGUGGGUUCCAGGAUUUUUGGUAUGGAUAGGGCAGCUCUUACUUUGUUUAUCAUUUGGGACCAGAGUGGGCUGCUGUUGCUUUAGGUUUUUAUUGUUUUACUGCUGCAGUUGUUCUAAACCACGAAUGAUGUGCAGACUUGUUUUCUAUGAUCAGGGAGGAUGGUAUUCUUAACUCAUGGAUGUGGUCAACUGAGGUUACCAAUUUUGGUCACUUAAUGAUCAUUACAUUAGCUAUGAAGAAAAGUUUUGUACCCAAAUUCUUUGGUUUUAAAUAAUUGCUUUUGUGACUUAAUCAUUUGGUUGGUAAAUUAUAUAUGAAUUGGUUGGUUUUCAUGUUAUUUGUGACCAAUCGGGUAUUCUUUUGUGACUAUUUUGACAGUUUUUUUGUUACCAAUUGUCUUGGUUGCAAAUAAAAAAAAAUUGUGACCAAUUGCGACUUUCGUCACAAAAAUACGAUGUAUUGUGACCAAUUUGGUAGAAGCUUUGGCAAUAUUUGCCGCGUUAGGAAAACCAUUUUGUGACCAAAAAAUUUGGUCACAAAAUGGUUUUCCUAACGCGGCAAAUAUUGCCAAAGCUUCUACCAAAUUUUUUUGGUCACAACAUAGAAUUCGCGACAAAAAUUUCACAUUUAGCGACCGUUUUUAUUCGUCACAAAAGGCAGUUUCUGUUGUAGUGGCGACACUUUGAAUAAGCUCUGGGGUGUUCUUUUCAUGGAGCUCUCUUUCUGCUACACUGUUGCAACGAACGGUUCUGAAAAUAGAUAGAAUCCUGUAAAAGCCAAACCAAAAGGAAGAAGAUGGAAAAAAAGAGAAAGAGAAUAAUUAAGUAAGUCGAGGCCCACAAAAUCACUAUAAUUACAUUAGACCGCCAAUGUUUUUGUUUUACCUUUAAUUUCAUCGUAUUUAUUCUUAAUACUUUAUACAAUAACGAGCAAGAACUAAUUUCAUGAAAUGCUAAAUUAACUGAUCACUGGCAUGGUGAAAAUUUACGGCAUUUAACCUGCGGGAUUAAUUUUCAUUUUGUAAAACAAAGGCUUUCGUCUCUGUCUUCUUUUCGAUCCAAAAGUCGGAGAGCAAAAUAAUUUAUCAUCUCCACGAAACAACUGUACAUAUCCAUAAUCUAUGUGGAGAACAGAGGAUUCGUUUGGUGGAAGGUCGCAAUGCUUCACGCCUUUGAACGAUGAAAUUUUUUGUGGAUGACCAUUGACCACAACAAAAACGCACCAACCCGCAGUGGGGUUAGUGGAUAACCACUAACUGCGGCUGAGUGGUUUGUAGUUAGUAUAAUCAUGACUUCCCUAGUUGUAGUUAGCCACAAAAUGCGGAGUGGGUAUUCACACCCACCUCAAUUUCCACAGUGUUAGCAUGCUAUCAUUUCCCCUCAUGAGUACAAUGCUUCAUAUUAUUGGUGUUUUUGUUUAAAAAAAAGUAUGAUACAGGUUGAGUAUGUAGCUUUAAUGUUAUGGUACAAAUUCAUUUUAUACCCAACGCAGUUAAAAUCGCUCUUUAAAACUUAUAAGCUUACGGUUUUACGCUUCUAGGUUACAAAAACGCUUUUGUGUUCAUAAAAAAUAUUUUGUGUAUAAAAUCGGACUAAAUUGCACUUUAAAGU